AUGACCCCAUUCAUUCUCCUCUAUAUACAACCCUAGCAUCCUCUGUUCACAACCACAACUUCCAUCUUCCCCUCUUCUCUCUCCUCUCUCUAUCUCCCCCUCCUUCCUCUAAACCCUCAAAAUGCUUAAUUUAAGAGGCAGAAACAUACUGUUCAUUCCUCAUGGCAGAGAACCAAAGGGAAUGAGGCUCAUCAUUCUAUUCCUUCUAUCAACGGCUAUAAUUCUCUCUGCUUCCAACACCAAAAACCAACCCCAUUCCGUUUCCAAAGGACUCAACUUUUUCAAAACCACAAUCACAACUCCAUCUUCCUCCAAUGCAGCCCUAAUAACCUCAGCCUGCAAAUCCACCCUCUACCCCGCCGUCUGCCACUCGACCCUCUCCGGAGCCCCGUUCGCGUCUCUGCAAGACCUCUUCGCCGUCUCCGUCAAAUCCGCGAAGCUCCGCGCCGCUGCCGCCCGCGCCGAAACCCACAACCUCGGUGUCACUCCUGCUGCCAUCAACGACUGUCUCGAGCUCCUUGACAUCAGCCUCGAGCAGCUCGACAGCGUCAUCGGAUCCUCCGGCGAGAAAACGGAGUCAAGCGCGCACGACAUCCAAACAUGGCUCAGCGCCUCGCUGACCAACCAGGUCACGUGCACCGACGGGCUUGAGCACGCGCGCGUUGACCAAAAAGCGAAGACAACCGUGACGGAGCAAGUCAACUUGCUGUCGCAGUACAUAAGCAAUGCCCUCGCGCUGCAUGCGUGGAUGAAUGGGAGGGUUGGCAUCGGGAGGCGGUUAACGGAUGGCGGCGGGUUUCCGGAGUGGGUGAGUGAGGGGGACAGGAAGCUUCUAGAAGCUUCGCCGGGGGACAUUCGUGCGGUGGCGGUGGUGGCUAAGGAUGGGAGCGGUACGCACCGUAGUAUUAAUGAGGCGAUCGCGUUUGUGUCGUUGGAGACCGGCGGAGGAGGGAGGAGCGUGAUUUACGUGAAGGCGGGAACGUACAGAGAAUACAUCAAGAUUCCCACAAAGCAGAGGAACGUGAUGCUGAUGGGAGAUGGGAAGGGGGAAUCUGUGAUCAUAGGGAGCAAGAAUGCUGAAGAUGGUUCCAGCACCUACGACUCCGCUACUGUCGCCGCCAUGGGAGCCGGCUUCAUCGCCAAAGGCCUAACCAUCAUCAACGACUCCGGCCCCAACAAGCAGCAAGCCGUCGCCCUUCGCGUCGGCGCCGAUCGCUCCGUCAUCUACCAAUGCUCGAUCCAAGGCUACCAAGACACCCUCUACACCCUCUCAAACCGUCAAUUCUACCGUGACUGCGAUAUCUACGGCACCGUUGACUUUAUCUUCGGCAACUCCGCCGCCGUCUUCCAGAACUGUUUCAUUCAACCCCGCAAACCCGCCAGCGGUCAAUACAAUUCAAUCACCGCACAAGGCCGAACCGAUCCUAACCAGAACACCGGUAUCUCCAUUCAAGGCUGUCGGGUGAGCGGCGGCGCCACCGGUGGCGCCGCAACAUAUCUCGGCCGGCCGUGGAAACAGUACUCCAGAGUUGUGUUUAUGGAGACAGAGAUUGACGGGUCGGUUAGCUCCGCCGGGUGGGAAAGAUGGGCCGGUAACUUUGCGCUCAGUACGCUAUAUUACGGUGAGUACGGGAAUACCGGGCCGGGUGCGAGGACUUCGGGUCGGGUCAGGUGGCCCGGAGUGCACCCGGAUAUGUCGGCUGCUGAGGCUUCUAUGUUUACCGUAGCGAAUUUUAUCGCUGGGAAUUCCUGGAUUCCGGCAACCGGAGUUGAGUUUAAUGGUGGACUCUAGUUAAGAGGAAAUAGCUCAAGCGUAUUAUAUUUAAAAUUU
Phalaenopsis equestris is the source of this 1831-nucleotide messenger RNA. RefSeq names its product pectinesterase-like. The coding region runs from base 122 to 1792 and encodes 556 amino acids. Gene Ontology annotation, molecular function: pectinesterase activity; pectinesterase inhibitor activity. Lineage: Eukaryota; Viridiplantae; Streptophyta; Magnoliopsida; Asparagales; Orchidaceae. The transcript has 2 exons. The record is from RefSeq and is a predicted model, not a curated record. Gene Ontology annotation, biological process: cell wall modification.